Molecule: messenger RNA, 2649 nt
Organism: Solenopsis invicta (red fire ant)
Lineage: Eukaryota; Metazoa; Arthropoda; Insecta; Hymenoptera; Formicidae
Product: lysosomal acid phosphatase
Exons: 8
Coding region: 654-1826 (390 amino acids)
Biological process (GO): dephosphorylation
Molecular function (GO): phosphatase activity
Source: RefSeq, a predicted model, not a curated record
AAAAAUGCAUAUAUAAGAAAUUACGUCUAUUACUUUUAUUUGUAAUAACAUUCACCGUUUUCGUGAAACACCUCAAGAAUUUUACAACACGUGGUCACGCUGUAGUCUCACCGCGUAAAGCCAUUAACGGCAUUAAAUUUUUAUCAUCGCUGUUACUAAGAGACAAAGGUCACUAAGAAGCCAUUAAAGCCAUUAACGAUAACGCUUGAUCAAAUUCAGACAUCGCACAGUCCGUGAACGCGAUCGCUUUACGACGAAAAGAAAAUAACACCAUUGCUGUAUAAUCGACAGACAACUGGUACAAGUGGAAAGCCAGAUGGCAUUCAUAUGUCUUUCAGUCAAGUACAGCGCGAAGAAGAGCGUGCUGUAAGGACAGCGUGAACGCGCCUCGGCUCUCAUCCGCGUGCGAGAUUUCCGUGAUUCCAGGCGAUAAUAACAGAGUGCGUUAUCGGACCGCGAGUCCAACCGACUGCUUCGUGUCUCGGAUUGCAAAUCACGAUUCCGCUCGGCGUGCACGCACGUCACGCAUCUCCCUCUGCUCCGCGCGCUUCCACGAGGACAAGGAGGAUACCGCAGCGGUCGCAGUGCCGUACACGUCUACGAUCGGAGAAGUUACUUCUGGGAUCGCCACAGGAAACGUGUAAUUGGGCCAAAUGGAUCGGGCGAGAGGACGGAUCUCGAUGGGUAAUUGUCGUACGAGAAAGCUGGGCGUUUGCGUGAGCGUGGUUGUACUCGGGACCAUCAUCGCUUGCACGAUGCUAGCGUAUACAGCGUUCGCAUCUCCGGUUGCUGAACAUGACACGUUACAGCAGGUGGUUUUUCUGUUCCGUCACGGCGACCGAACUCCUACAGAGACCUACCCUAAGGACCCUUACGUAAAUUACGAUUGGCCCGGUGGCUGGGGCGCCUUGACCAAGAAAGGAAUGCGUCAACUGUAUAACGUGGGUCAGUGGAUACGCUUAAAAUACGGCGCUAUAAUCGGUCGUAAAUUCGAGAACGCGGCCACGCUCGUGCGUAGCAGCUACGCGGAUCGGUGCGUCAUGUCAGCGCAGGCAUUGCUCGCCGGACUGUUCGUGCCGAGUCCCGAGGACAUGUUCCUGCCCGAUUUGGCAUGGACCCCCGUUCCUGUGCACUCGAUCCCACGAGAAUUGGACAAGCUGAUAACGGUGAAGGCACCGUGCCCAACGUUAGAGGAAGCUCUAAAACAGGCAUAUAUAGACGAGGAUAAAAGAUCGGGUGCAAAAAUGGCCGAUUAUUAUAAGGAACUGACGGAGCACACCGGACAGAAUAUGAGCACGAUCACUGACGUCGAAUUCCUUUACAAUACUCUCGAGAUCGAGGAGCAACACGGCUUACAGCUUCCGGCGUGGACGCAGAACUUUUACAACAAUGAGAUGCGCGAGAUAGCCGCUCGUAGCUUAGCUCUCUUUACCGACGGCCCUAUUCAAAAACGUCUUCGUGGAGGUCCACUGCUGAAAGAGAUCUUACGCCACAUGGAAGAGACUAAAAGUGGCCCCAAGCCGAAACGUUCUUAUUUUUAUUCCGCUCACGAUAUAACUCUUAUUAACGUGUUGGGGGCAAUGGGAUUUACGAAUGAGCUCCUUAAACCUGAUUAUGGAGCGACGCUCAUAUUGGAGCUACAUCUCACCAAUAAUGGAGCCGACCAAGAAGUGAAGGCGCUGUACUUGAAUAAUACGAAAACGGAAAAUGCACAUCCUUUGGUAAUUCCUAACUGUGCGAGUCCUUGUUUGUUGCAAAACUUGAAGCAAGCGUGGCAUCAAGUGAUUCCGAACAAUUGGGAUGCAGAAUGUAAAUUAAAUCACUGAGUUUUUAAAGUCAUUGUACUUAAUUAAAGCUAACUCGUAUGCUCAGGUUUUCAUGUAAAAUUAUUACUAGGUGUAAGAUGAAACGAUAGAUAUAAAACGUUAUUACGUUUAGUGUAUAAUGAAUGUAAAUAUCCUGAUGUAAUCUCAAGAUACUUAAGUCACUUUAGAUAUAAGAACAGUUAUUUCAUAUUCAUAAUUAUGUACUGUUAUAAUUAUCAGUAGAUAUUUGUAAUUAAUUAUUUAAUUAGCCAAUCAUAAUAUUAAUUAAAUAAUUAACGACUUAUGCAUUCAUAAUAUUAUCAUAAAAUAGUAAUAUAUUAGUAUAAUGCGCAUUAAAAUGAUAUACGUAUAAGAUAGAAAAUUAGAAGCAUUUUAUCUUUGCGAUUACAAUUUGCUAUAACAACGAUAUAAUUAAAAAAAUUAUCAUUUUUUAAAUUAUUUAUAAAAAAAACGAAUCCUAAUGAGAAUAUCUGACUGAAGAGUUAACAUUUUAUAAUAUUUUUAUUUCUGUGCAAUCAGUAGAUAAAAUCGUUGUGUCAAAAUUGCAUUUUAAAAUAUUACAAAAUCAAUAAUUUAAUAAUUCAAAACAUUCGAGUUGGAAAAUUUUGUUCUUUGAACUAUGUUGUUGUUACAGCAAAUGAGUGAAUGUGAAAAAUAUUUUAUUCUUACCGACAAUGGUCCAUUAAUAAAACAACGUCAUUGUUUGAAUACGUACUCCGUCUUUCAUUUGCAUUUAAAGAUGCAUACUCGAAAAAUCCAUUGAUGAGUGAAGCGUCUGCUAUGUAAAUUCUGUAAAAAUAAAAUUUAUAUUCAACAUAAACAA